AUGGGUAGAAAAAUAACAGCCGAUGUUGGAAUACAAUGGAUAAAAUUUUGGACUUGGCCUAUAUUCACGUGGCCUCCGAAUUCGAAAGCACCACGACUUACAAAGAUCAUUUUUCAAAUCGGCUGGUGGAUUUUUUUUAUCGUCUCUAUACUACAACUUGCUUCACUACUCGGCACGGUGUGGGUAAAACGAGGCAAUAUCCAGCAAUUUACUGAGGCCUUGUGUCUAGCCGUUGGUGUGAUGCAAGUUAUGGUAAAGAUGAUCAGUGCGAAAUGUUACUACCGGCAAUUUCAGUAUUUGAUUGAAAAGAUUGAAGCAUUCGUUAAGAAUGCAAAUUCCCACGAACAAGAAGUACUCACGAAAUUCAUGCAACGAAUUACUCCUUUUUACCUCGGCUUCAAUAUCUCAGCUAUUGUUGCAGCUCUGAUUUAUGCACUUGGUCCCUUCAUUACUAGGCAGCCAUUUCCAUUUGUCGUCGAGUAUCCUUUCCGAGUUGAUAAACAACCCAUCUACGAGAUCAUUUUUUUAAUACAAACCAUAGUGUGUUUCCAAUGUGGGGGCACCAGUUUUUAUGAUUGUCAACUGAGUAUACUCCUUUGGUAUGGAACAAUCCAACUUGAUAUGCUUGCUGAACAAAUGAGAAAUGUCAACAAUGCUCGAGAACUUAAACACUGUCUUUCCAUACAUCAAGAUAUAUUACGGUAUAUUGAUGACACCAUCAAAACUGUGCGACCCGUGGUAAUAACAACAGUUGUGGGGGCCACGAUAUGCAUCGCAUCCGGAGGGAAUCUUAUAGUCGGAACUGGAUCAAUCCUUAACAAAGCCCAGUUCGUAAUAAUUACCUUAGCUUACUCCUUCGAACUCCUUUGCGUUGCGUGGGCGGCGGAAAGUCUGGCAACAGCGCAUCAAGACGUUGGUUGGGCACUGUACAGCUCUUUAUGGAUCCGAAAUUCGAAGGAAUUCAAUAGGAUGGUAAUUUUUGUAGUACAGAGAUGUCAGACACCUCCGGUAAUUAGAAUCGGUGGAAUCUUGCCUAAAUUAUCUAUGAGCUAUUAUGCAUCGUACAUAUCAGCUACAUAUUCCUUCUUCACUACACUACGUGCCAUUCUGAAGUGAUCGAAGGAGGACCCUUUUUAAUUGAUUAAGAUA
Molecule: messenger RNA, 1149 nt
Organism: Diachasma alloeum
Lineage: Eukaryota; Metazoa; Arthropoda; Insecta; Hymenoptera; Braconidae
Gene: Or68
Exons: 6
Coding region: 1-1116 (371 amino acids)
Biological process (GO): sensory perception of smell; detection of chemical stimulus involved in sensory perception of smell
Cellular component (GO): plasma membrane
Molecular function (GO): olfactory receptor activity; odorant binding
Source: RefSeq, a predicted model, not a curated record